Messenger RNA from Daphnia pulicaria, 4530 nucleotides. Its product is annotated as serine/threonine-protein phosphatase 6 regulatory ankyrin repeat subunit B-like. Gene Ontology annotation, molecular function: protein binding. NCBI's taxonomy places the organism in Eukaryota, Metazoa, Arthropoda, Branchiopoda, Diplostraca, Daphniidae. The transcript has a single exon. The coding region runs from base 1 to 4530 and encodes 1509 amino acids. The record is from RefSeq and is a predicted model, not a curated record.
AUGCCCGACGCUGCUGAUACGAAACCUAAAGUGGGUCACGAAAUGUCGGAAGCCGCGACUAACUUGCUAUUUUCUAUGCUCUGUGGUUUGCUUGUAUUGUGUGUGAUGUGUUUUGUCAAGUUCUGGCGUCAAGUUAACGUCAAGUACUGGCAAAAGGUGAGCGAUUUAUUACCAAGACCUGUACAACGUUUUAUCGGACGGGUACUUGCAAGUCUACUUCCAAAUAUCCCAUUUGUGGUAGACUAUAUUGGGGCGUAUUUUGGUGCAAAGUCCCAACAAAAGUUGCUUUUCGUGCCCGAUGCCGAUAACGAACCUAAAGUGGAUCACGAAAUAUCGGAGCCCGUGCUCUUUCGCUUUCUACUCAACGAAGAAACUUUGAAACAACUUGAUCAAGCUGAAAUACAUGAAAUGCUGAACGUUUUAAAAGACGUCGACAAAGGAUCGAAAAUCACCGAGUUCGAAACCCACCAAAGCAGCAUGGACUUGAGGAAAGAUUCAAAAGGAGCAUUUCACGUGUUCAUCGUCUUCAAAACGACAAGUGUAACAGAUGGAGACUAUUGGUGGUCAAUAGAAAAGGGCAUGGACUACAUCACUUUGCAACGAUCCCGCAACAAAGAAAACGUCAAGAACCAGUGCUAUGGAGAACCGCGACAUCAAGCGAAACCCAUUGUCGAAAAUUUGAUAGGAAAAGGUACGAUUCAAGAUCUUUUCGCUGUACUUUGGGCCCAACAGAUGAUUCCAGAAAAGUACAACGCCUUGAACUCAAACUGCCAGACCUUGGUCACUUUCGUCAGUCAACAAAUUACCGAGAUAGGAUACGAAUACAAGGGUUUUUUCGCGUACUCUCCUCCUCCUGAAAAUGGCCGGAACAAAAAAAUGUUGGAUUUAAUCAACAUCCUAAGGGGUCGAUCUGAUUGGCCCCCUUUAUUCACUCUAAUUCUAAUGGAGAAUAUCCACCUGGUUGGUAAAAUGAUCGACAGUGGCAAGUACAACAUCAAUGCCUUCUACAAUGGACUCACUCCGCUCCACUUUGCCAUUAUGUUUUCGAAAAACAAAAUGGUUCAACAUCUUCUAAAAGAUCCAACGAAUGCCGACCCAACGACGCGCGAUCCAUUCGGGAGGAGCGCCCUUUUAUUUGCGGCCAUGUUCACAAUGAAGAUGGAGAUCAUCGAUUCGCUUCUAGCUCAUCCCAAAGUCAAAGUUAACGAUGUAGACGAAGACGGACGAACGGCUCUCCAUUCUGCCGCUGGUGUAUCCAACGCCAUCGCUGUUCGAAAAUUAAUAGAAAAAGGAGCCAAUCCCAACAUUGUCGACAAAAACGGUACGUCUCCUCUUCAUUUGGCAGCUCAGCAAAGAGAUGAUUACGAGAUCAUCGAUUUGCUCCUGGCUCAUCCCAAAGUCAACGUUGACGAUGUCGACGGAGAAGGACACACGGCUCUCCAUUUCGCCAUUCACACGUCCAACGUCAUCGCUGUUCAAAAAUUUAUAGACAAAGGAGCCAACCCCAACAUUUUAGAUAAAGAAGGUCUGCUGUCCCCUCUUCAUGUGGCAGCCCAGCAAAGAGACGGUAAUCCUAUGAUUGAUCUACUGCUGGAAGCUCAAAAAGUCAAAGGCCUGGGCGAUGUCAACGAUCGAAAUAAACAAGGAAAAACUGCACUUCACUACGCCGCCGGCUCAUCCAAUGAAAUCACGGCCGAGCAUUUGAUCGAAUUGGGCGCUGAUCUCCAUUGCCGAGACAAUAAUGGCGAUCCUCCACUUCACGUGGCUGCAAUACACGCAAAGGACAUGAACAUCAUCGACUUAUUAUUAAAAAAUAUGAAACAAGGAGAUAUCGAACAGUACAGAAACGAUAAAGGACUUGUCUGUUACGCCAAGAUGAACUGCUACGGGCUAGACGAUCAAAUUGUGGCUCGGUUGGUGGAAAAGGGCAUAGAACCUUCGAACACCGAACCUACCGUGUGCUCACAGGAAAUUGAUAACAUUCUGAAAGAAGGAAAUUUCGACGUGAACUCCCGCGAUCAGAAUGAGGAAACUCUUCUUUUUUUCGCAAUACGCGCCAACAACGUGAAUGGGGUUAGAUUUUUGCUUGAAAGAGGAGCCGAUCCCACCGUACGCAACAUUGAGGGCAACACUCUAUUUCACACCGCAGCACUAUUUCUGACAGAUUCCGAUGUUCUCGGUCUCAUGCUGGUAGACGGAAAAAAGAUUGAGAUUGACAUAAGGAACAAAGAAGGAGACACUGCCCUUCACUACGCAAUUAUGCAAUCCAAUGUGCCUGUCGCUCGCUUCCUGUUAUCAAAUGGAGCCAGCCCCAAUGUGGCUGAUGAAAAUGGUUAUACUCCACUUCGUUGGGCGAUUGUUUUUGCUAAAGACAUGGAAAUGGUCAAAUUACUCCUCAAUCACGAAGGCACAAAUGUCAACUGUUUAGACAAGAAAGGAAACAAUGUGCUAGAUUACGCAAUGAACAUCGAGCACAGGUUCGGCGAAGAAAUUGUCAAUCUGUUGUUGGCAAAAGGUGCCGUGGAAAAUAAAGACAAACUCAAACGAACAGAAAACAACGAAUAUUUAAAAAAACAUAUGCGUGCUUACAGCAAUCGAAAGCCGCACAAAGUUGACAACUUUUUAAGCGACGAUACAAAAACAAUUGAGGACAAAAUCGAAAAAAUUUCAGAGGAAUCUCUGCUUAAAGCCAUCAAAGAUUCGAACGUAGAAAGAGUUCGUCUCCUGUUGAAAAAUGGAGCACACACCAGCGCACGAGGAGAAAUGGGAAAGAAUGCCCUUCAUUUGGCAUCGCUUACUGCAAAGACGACGGAUCUCAUCGACGCCCUUCUGGAAACGGAAAAAUUCGACAUCAGCGGAACCGACAACAGAGGAAACACACCUCUCCAUCACGCCAUACUUGGAUCCAACUGUGAGAUAAAUACUCGUCACCUGAUUGGAAAAGGAGCCGAUCCCACUAUUGCCAACAAGAAAGGCUUCACCCCACUUCACUAUGCGGCACGUUAUGCAAAAACAAUUGAAACAAUCCGUCUAAUCAUGGAAAAUAAACAAGUCGAUAUUAGUAGUCGUGACGUCAAUGGAUGGACACCUCUCCAUCACGCAAUAAAGGCCAAAAACUUGGCGAUUGCUCGAUGCUUGCUGCUGGAAAAAGGAGUCGAUCCCACCAUACGCAACAAUGAGGGCGACACUCCAUUUCAUUUGGCGGCGGAAUUUCUGACAGAUUCCAAUAUUCUCGGUCUCAUGCUGGGAAACGAAAAUCAGAUUGAUAUCGACGAAGGGAACAAUUGCAAAUCGACUGCCCUCCAUGUGGCAAUUGUGUGGUCCAAUAUGACUGCCGCUCGCUUCCUGUUAUCAAAGGGAGCCAACCCCAACGUCGCUGAUGAAAAUGGAGUCACUCCACUUCAUUUUGCGGCCUAUUUUUCUAAAGACAUGGACAUUGUCGAAUUACUCCUCAAUCACAAAGGCACAAAUGUCAACUGUUUAGACAACAAAGGAACCAAUGCGCUAGAUUACGCAAUGAAAAAUAUUCAUGGUAACGGUGAAAGAAUGGCUAAUCGAUUGAAAGAAAAAGGCCUCGACUCUCAAACUGGAAACUCACUUAAAGACGAAACAGAGUUUACAUUCCAGCAAGUUGUGAAAGCAGCUCUUGACAAGGCAAUCAUAGAUUCGGAGGUGGGGAUGACUCGUUUCCUGAUAGAAAAGGGAGCAGAUAUUAGCACUGUGACAUGGGGAGCAGAAGGAUGGAAUGCACUUCAUGCGGCAUCCAUUGAUGCAAAGACGACCGAAAUACUUGACGUCAUUCUGGAAACGGGCAAAUUCGACAUCAAUGGAGGUGACGUCAGUGGAAAGACCGCUGUCUAUUUAGCUAUAGUAGCCAAAAACAUGACUACUGCUCGCCACUUGCUGACAAAAGGAGCCGAUCCCACCAUAAGUGACGAGAAUGGUAUAAUUCCACUUCACUUGGCGGCCUGCCAUGCAACAACAACUGACAUAAUCAAACUGAUCCUGAAAAAUAACCUACUUGAUAUUAAUAGCCGUGACGUCAAUGGAUGGACACCUCUCCAUCAUGCAAUAGGGGCCAGCAACUUGAUUACUGCUCGCUACCUGCUGGAAAAGGGAGCCGAUCCCGCCACACGCGACUACGAAGGCUACACUCUAUUUCACACCGCAGCAAUAUUAAAUAAAGAUAAUGUUCUCGGUCUCAUGAUGGGAAACGAAAAAAAGCUCAAUCUUGACGUAAGGAACAAAGAAGGAGACACUGCCCUUCACUACGCAAUUAUGCAAUCCAACGUACCUGUCGCUCGCUUCCUGUUAUCAAAUGGAGCCAACCCCAAUGUGGCUGAUAACAGAGGGGCCACUCCACUUCAUUUGGCGGCCUUGUGUGCAAACGACAUGGAAAUGGUCAAAUUACUCCUCAAUUACAAAACCACAAAGGUCAACUGUUUAGACAACGAAGGAAACAAUGCGCUACAGUACGCAAUGACCAACAAGCACGGGCUCGGCGAAGCAAUUGCCAGUCUGUUGAGGUGA